GUGCGACAGACCUGAAACGAAUAUACACAUUGAACCCAAGCUUGAUAUAUCACGCCACCUUAUCACCCUCUCUUACACCAGCAAUAAACACGCCACUGAAUGGGUAAGUCACGCGGGAGUGGGCCAGCCAGCAUAUAGGCACCAUGUACAUCAAGUUUAAAUGGAACGGCACAGGCUUGUGGCAAGACAGGAAAGAUCCUAGCCACCCCAACAGAAUCGGGGUCAAAUUUGAAAACACCAACGCCUGGAUCCUGGGUGUGCCUGGGAAGAUCCCUCCCUGGUGGCGACCUAGUUCCCCCGAAGAAUUGCUUGACUAUUAUGACAAGCUAAUGAUGACUGUUGAUAUCGAUGUUCCCAUGGCUGAUCUCGACUACUUCCUCACGUCCAAUCUUCUCUUCUCCGGCCAACACAUCUUCAUCGCAGAUUCUCCCAAGCCGGACUCUAAUUAUGACCACGGACUCGCCGUUCCUCGUGGCCUCAUUCUCACUGGAUAGGUUGCGGAGAAGUUAAAGUUCUCGACCGGACUCAAGGACGAACUCUCUCUAGCGAGAAUAACAGCGCCCUUCAGGGGGAUCCAGCCCUUUACAAAAUUGUUCAUUGUGUGAAUCUUAGAUCAUAUGUUAAAGGCUAUACCUAGGAACGGUGAUAGCUCCCUCAGGAUCUGUGGGAACGAUUCUUUCACGCCGAUGUCGUGCAUCAAUCCAACAUUAAGUCUAGCCAGAGUGCCUAAAGAAUGUAAGAGUAGCGAUAGUAUAGAUCUAGAUCUGUCAAUCCCAUGACGACUCCUCUAUAGCUGCUCGGGUUACAAUAGAGAAUGCUAUAAUUAUACAUAUUCAGAAAGCCUUUUAAGAUAGAGAAUGAACCCAAGGUGCAAAUUCCCAGUCAUCUUCAAAGAAGAUAUCUCUAGGUUCGUCAUCCAAAUUAUUGAACGUCGAAGGCGCUUACUUUGCAAUCCGUCCUCCCGGCAUAGGCUACAUGGGAUAUUGAGAAUAGAGAUUGCCGGUGGCGAUCACGAAAUAAGAUGAUCCACACGACAUAGAAGGAAAGUAGAGAGCGAGGCCAGG
Aspergillus alliaceus is the source of this 1064-nucleotide messenger RNA. RefSeq lists its product as uncharacterized. Bases 144 to 494 code for a protein of 116 amino acids. The record is from RefSeq and is a predicted model, not a curated record. NCBI's taxonomy places the organism in Eukaryota, Fungi, Ascomycota, Eurotiomycetes, Eurotiales, Aspergillaceae. The transcript has a single exon.